Acipenser ruthenus (sterlet) is the source of this 3653-nucleotide messenger RNA. Its product is annotated as spermatogenesis-associated protein 2-like. Lineage: Eukaryota; Metazoa; Chordata; Actinopteri; Acipenseriformes; Acipenseridae. Bases 1149 to 2732 code for a protein of 527 amino acids. Gene Ontology annotation, cellular component: cytoplasm. The record is from RefSeq and is a predicted model, not a curated record. The transcript has 3 exons. Gene Ontology annotation, biological process: regulation of tumor necrosis factor-mediated signaling pathway; protein linear deubiquitination; protein K63-linked deubiquitination.
CUUCUCAAAACAGCUUCUCUCAUUCUAGCGAAAUGUGUCCAACUUUAGAAAACGGGCUCGUAGCAGCCAUAGUCUGAGGACCGGGGCCGCGUGUUUUUCAGUAUCCAUUUUAUAUUUGUAAAUGGUUUGUCUGAGCGAGGUGUAUUUAUUGGUGGGGCCCGAGUGAGGCAAACCGAGGAUUUAAAAUAGCGAGUUUCAGUUUUGUUUUAGUUAAAUAUGAGGGGAUUGGACCUGCUACCUCGCAUUAAUGAUUACUCGUCGCUCAUGAAUUAUUUUGGAUGAAUGGGUAUCGCCCUCCCAGUGUCUGGGAAGGAAAGGACUGACAACCGGAACCUGCCCCUCUGUCGCUUCUGUAGAGAUGAUAUCAUUUAAAAAUACAGAUUUACUACUACAUAUCAACGUGCAUGUUGUUGGUUCUACGCCAGCGAUGCAAUAAUAUCACGGGAAAAUGAACGUCUCGUUUAUUUGUUAUUAUUAUUUUUGUUGGCGACUCCCCGGUACUGCUGUGCGCGGCGGAAAAGAACUUGGUCAACAGAGUAUCGAAUCUGCACAAUGAUUGAGGGGCGUGUACUGUGAAUAAUACUGUGAAUAAGCUUGCUUGUCGAUGGGCUGGCUGCAUUCCUUCGUUACAAAGAGUAGAUAUUCUAGUAUAUCCAUAUAAGCAUUAGACAUUAAAAAUGCCUGCCAAUAUGGCAAUCAUGAGCUGCCUCCUCACUUAUUGUCUUGAAGCAAAUGGAUUAAUUGACAACAUACAUUUUGCAAUGUUUAAAAGCUGUAUUCAUCUGUUUUAAGCUACAGUAGUUUCAGCCAGGAUAGGGCUUACUGCAUAUAGUGGGGACUCCUUGGGCAGAUGCUUUUGUGCUCUCCAAAUUACUCUGCUGAAGAUUUCCAUUCAGAAUGUCUGUCUUUCUGGAUGCAUCUUGCUGGCCUGGCAUCUUAUAGCCUGUGUCUAGCGUGGUAGAAUUAUACGGUUAUAGUUAAUUAAAUGCAUUUUUUUUUUGUUUUUUUUGUUUUGGUAUGCUGCACAGGGGAAAGGAAAACAUUCAAGAAACAAAUGACCACAACUAGAUUCUUGCUGCAUGAAGUUAUUCGUAGGCAGAGAAUCCGGGCGGAUGAGAGGUGUGCAGUGACCAUCUCUGGUGCCCCUAAUGGAUUCAAAGCUGCGAGAGGACCUGUUGAAGAAGUAUGUGCAAUCUCUGGAGUGUCGGCUGGAGGUGGGGGGAGGAAGAGGAGGACAGCAUCAAGGGGUGGACGAGGCCGGUCUUUGCUCGGCCGCCACAGCACUACUUAGUCUCCACCAGGUCGAUCCAGCUCACCGUUUCCAGCUGGUUCGCUUCUAUGAAGUGUCAGAGAAUGCACUGCGCACACUGAGAAGCUCCAGCUUGCAAGCGCUGGAGACAGCCUUUAAUACACUGGAAACCAUCUGCACCAACCUUUUGCUCUACCCUUGGAAAAAAGAGUUCCGCUGCAUUAAGACUUUUACUGGCCCUUAUGUGUACUGCCUGCAGUCAGCUUUGUGUGACUCAGACCUUCGCUCCUUGCUGCGCUCCAUGGGUUACUCACGAGACCAGGAGCUACAGUUCCAUGCCCGAGAGCCUAGUGGUGGGAUAGCUCAGUUACGCCAGAUGGCCUUUGAGCUGUUCCUGGCACAGAUGGAGUGCCGCUUGCUGAAGGAGCUGGUGGCACAAGCGGGUGGGGGCUCCUUAGACAUGGAGGUGGAGGCUGUUGAGAUACGUCGAGUAAGUCGCGAAGAUGCCAGAGGCUGUGCUGACACCCUGCGUCGCAGAGAGGCCUUAACGGGGGAGGUGUCUCGGCUUACUGUACGCCGCCCUGAGUGUGAGCGGGCCUACCUGAAGCAGCGAGCGGGACGGCCCUACAAAUCAGUGGACGUGACAGAUGGUGCAGGUCACUGGCAGCCCUCCAGAAAGCCGGUUCUGAUGACCACACUCAGCCUCCGCAAGGAGACUCUCUUUGUGGAUGCAGAGGAGGACCAGCAGGAUGAGAUCAUUCGACCCACACCCUCUCUGCUGUCUGCGACAGGACCUGCUUAUAGCCCUGUGGCCGAUUUCUUUCCUGUCACAUCUGCCCCUACAGAGCCGCCUCCUCUUUCCUCGUACUCUUCCUACCACCUGUCUUCUCUUGAUGAAAUCGACCUCUACACAGACCGAGGUGGCGGCUAUCGUCUGCCUUCGAAGCAGCAGAGCAGGGACCCUAGAGACAACUGGGGAGCCAAGAGCCCUGCUGCCUCAUCUGUUAAUGUGAAGUGCCAAGGCUGUGGUGUGGGCAGCACCAGUGUCAUCGCCUGCCAGAAGUGCGAUAUGAUCCUGUGUCCUAGCUGCCACGCAGAAGAGCACUCUCCAUGCUGUGGGCUCCAGGACUUCCCCAAAGUUUCACGUCCCAGCGAGGGGUACCUGUCUGGUAAAGAGAAGUUGUACGUCUAUUCCAGCACUCCCACCCAGUCCCAACUCCCAGACAAGCCCCAGUCCAACUCCAAGCUUUUGCCCAGUAAGGUGAGCACCGCCAGCAGCAGUAGCAAUGGCUCGCGCUGCGGCUUCUGUAACAAGCCAGGUGCCUCCCACACAUGUCUGCAAUGCUCCAAGGUGUCCUGUGACAGUUGCAUGACCCUCUAUGCUAAAGACUCCUGUGGACGUAAGAACACACCCCAUAAUUUUGUGCCGAACAACCAUCUUAACUACAAAUGCAGCUCCAUCUCUCACCUGGUGUAUCGAUAGGACGCGUACUACUCUAGGCACUUGUUAAAGUGGUGUAUUGGAUCUUCAUGCCCUUCAGGGGAUGUCAUUACCAAGGAAGCCAGGCAAAUAAUCUUCAUGCUUACCCCAUACUGUUACCAGACUUUCCUACCUGUUUGGAAAACUGUCAAAUCAUUUUACUUGCAAGGCUAAUUGAGCUGUAUUCACAACCUUCAGCUAAAGUGUAUUUCCAGACUCAUCUGUGAUUUAAUGUAAGAAGUAGCUUCCAUUUGAAUUUUAGGUAACCAUUUGUACACAUGAGCUUGCGAUUAUACCAUCAGAAUCUCUGAUAUGUACCGGAUAUAUAGUCUUGAAUUCAACUUGAGAACCCAUUGACACUAUUUUUUCCUUUGCAGUAACAAGAACAAAAAAUGCAGCUUCUUUUGCAAACAUAAGCUUUACUGUAACAUCCAUGAAGUUAUCUGCACAGUAACACAGUUUUACAAGCUUACCAAUCUGCUGUUUGGUACUGAACAGAAACCAUGGUAAAUCAUUACACUGGAUUUCUUGAUAUUUCUUUAUGCUUUGACUGGGCUGAGGCACCUUUCUCAACACAGGCUUCUUGAUGUAUUGUACUACUGUACUAUUGUACUACCAAUUUAAUUUGAGACCUCUGAAUUCCUAUCACACCCAGUUGGCCUUGACCUGAAGGAAGUAAGCAAUGAACUGAACGCUUGGUAUGUAAUUGUUUAAGCAAAAAAAUAUAGUUACACGGAUGAAGGCACAAGUCGUUUGUCAACUUGACCUUUAAAUAUUUUUUUUUUAUCUACUUGAUUUUCUUAAGUUUUAUUGUUAACUUGAUGCAAGCCCAAAGUGGCUUGACUGUUACUGUGACAGGAAUACCUGUGUGUCACAGGAAGUUCAUGAUAUAUAGUAUAAAAUGGGAACUUGUUUAAUAUUUAA